CUGGUAGGAAACGUGCCGUUCCAUCGCCAGGUCGGGGCAAUCCAGUUGCAGGGUCAGGCCGUUGGAGACGAUGAUCUCGUACUCUUUCCGUAACUCCUCCGCCAGCGCAAGGACGUAAUCCUCGUGGCUGUCGUAGUACCGGUUGCCGAGGGUCAGAGCGACGAUGCCGGGAGACGCGGCGGUCAUGAACAGCUCUUCAGGACGGUCAUCGGCGGCGUCCACCGCGUCGAGCAGUUGCCGGCAUUCCCGUUCAACCAGGUCCAGCCGGUCGUAGUUGAGCGGCCCAAUGCAAGUUGGCACGUCGCGCAUCAGCUGCACGACACGGGGGCGUGCCACCGCGGGAAAUUCGUUCUGGUCGCGGUGGCCGCGGCGGGUCCAGGAGCCGCCGAAGCCGGACAUCCGCUGCGUGACGUAGGUGGAGAAGCUGAUGCGGGAUUGCUCGCCGUUGUUGAUAACGUCAACGCCGGCGUCCAAUUGCGCCGCCACGACGCCGGCGGUGGCCUCCCGGGCGGCAACCUCCAGCGUCGUCGGGACGACCGCUUCGCCGCGCGACACGGAGGCCAGCAUGCCCACCAGUUCCUCGGGACGGGGGAGGCUGCCGGUAUGGGUGGUGAGGAUACGGUUUUCGCUGCGCUUCAUUGGAGGGUACACCCGGGGCGGGUAGGGUUGUGAUGGCGUUUCCGACCAUACCACGAGCCGGACGCGUCGGCCUCCGAAACCGGUAGGUGUACGGAAGAAGGGUCCGAGUCCGGUUUCCGAUGAGUUCAGUUUCCCGGAAAGACGCCGGAGAGGGGAUUUGUGACGAAAAGAGACGGUGUUGCCGGUUGCCCAAUCGGGUUACGCCGAAUAUUAUAUCUUGGCGCGGUUAGUGAAAGCGCAAAAGCAACGAUACUCUCAAGCAUAACGGAGUGAGAAAUGGCAGUUGGAAGCACUUACAAGGUAGUCGAGCUGGUGGGAUCCUCCAGCGAAAGCCUACAAGAAGCCAUUGACGGGGCAAUCGCCCGGGCGGCCCAGACCAUCCGCAACCUGGACUGGUUCGAGGUGCGGGAGAUCCGCGGCACCAUCGACGACGGACACGCCAACUGGUACCAGGUCAAGAUGGGCCUGGGGUUCCGAGUGGACGGCGGUGAAGAUAUCCGCGAAGACUAG
Geodia barretti is the source of this 1149-nucleotide messenger RNA. NCBI's taxonomy places the organism in Eukaryota, Metazoa, Porifera, Demospongiae, Tetractinellida, Geodiidae. The record is from the annotation of a GenBank genome assembly.